This is a messenger RNA of Salvelinus sp. IW2-2015, 6651 nucleotides long. NCBI's taxonomy places the organism in Eukaryota, Metazoa, Chordata, Actinopteri, Salmoniformes, Salmonidae. The record is from RefSeq and is a predicted model, not a curated record.
AUGGCUACAAAAAGCAGGAAAAGGCACAGGGAGGUAGGGAAGCGGACACUCACAUGCUCUUUGUUCUGUGAUUGGCUGUUAGAUGUGUGGCAGUCAUACAGCGCCACGGAGAGCCUGAGGAACGGCGACGUCACCACUUCCUCCCUGGCCGCCAAAGGCUUCAGGAGCGUCAGGCCCAAUCUACAGGACAAGAGGUCUCCCACACCAGCCCCACCUCCUCCCAGUCAUAGCUCUCACCUGAGCCCUGUUGGCAGUUCCCCCUCAUCCUACAGCCUUCCUCUGCCUGGCCCUGGUGAAUGUUCCUCUAGCUCACUGGUCCUUAGGCACCGGUCCCACUCCUCAGGAACCAUGUCCUCCUAUUCACACUACCCAGAGAACACCUCUCUCAACCCCAACACCAGGUUAACUGUACCAAGCACCAGUAGCUCCUCCCAAUCUGUCUACAGUCAACCACAGGGAUCCGGCAUGGUCUCCCCAAGACUAACCCCGUUGCAAGUUACUGAGAGCCCUUACACCCCUGGUACAUGCCCCCACCAUGAGCCUGUCCUUAAAYACAAGCCACCCCUCCCCCAGAGAGAGAGACACACCUCCUCCCUGUCUAUCCGCAUCACCCCACCCACUCCCCUGGUGGUCACAGUGCCCCUGCUCUGCCAGUACACCCUCCCCUCAGCAGGGCCCCCGUGGACAGGACCCCAGGACACAGGGAUGGCUCUCCUGCUCUCGCCCCCUGCAGGCCGACAAGUGGUCCCUCCGAGACCGCCACACAGAAAGACAUCUCCUGAACCGACACUGCCAGCCUACCAGCCCCCCCUAAACAGGCCCUUUCAUAUCCGUCUCUCAUCUGACCCCUCAAAGUCCCCCAGCCUCCCUCCACCAGUCCCAGUGGGUCCCCGGACCCACUCCCUGCCCCCCCAGGGCCCCUCCACCCCCGAGCCCAGCCAGAGCGGGGCCAGCUCGGUCCUCAGCUGCUCCUACAGUGAUUUGUCCACUGCCGUUCUGGAGGAAGAGUUGCAGCACUGUGCCCUGCUGUGUGCCACCGACAGGAGUUCUCAAACGCCCUCGCCCACCCUCAGCCAGACGUCGGCCAUCACCGACGACACUGCGCUCACUGCCACUACCUACACCAUCGCCGUCGCUAAUAACUACAUGGCAGUGAAUGGGAAUGGCGGGAUCACGGGCAGCUCCUACAGUCACCUCCAGAGGCCCUUCUCCCCCAUGUCCUACCCCCCUCCUCCCCCACUCAGCCCCAGCCUUGGCCACUUAACACAGGCCAGGAGUGCAGAGGUCCGCUCCCCAGGCUACCCCCGUAUGAGCCGCCCGCCCCCCGCCACCCCAGCAGAGGAGGAGUACCAGGAGGUACCAGGAGCCCCAAGGGGAGGCGAGGGGGGGAAAGCCCCUCACCACGCAGGCAUCGGCCCUGUGGAUGAGUCUGGCAUCCCCAUCGCCAUCAGAACGACCGUGGACAGACCAAAGGACUGGUAUAAGUCCAUGUUCAAGCAGAUUCACGUGGUACACAAACCAGAUAGCCAUCAUCGCUCAGCCCCAGACUAUCGGCCAGCCAAGUCAUUGCAGACCCAUGCUCCGCCCCAGACCCACACGUACCGGCCAAUGACCAAGAGUGUGUCUGACAACGGCACGUGCAAUGUCUUCAGGAACACAAAUUCCUUAACCUCGACCUCACCCAUGCCCCCCACACCCCCUCCCAUACUCUCWUCGGCACAUGUUCGAGAAAGGGAGCGCGAGAGGGACAGAGAAACCAAUAUGGACCCCCUGACAGAAAGUGACACCAGGAAUAAUCGUGCAGAAACCUCGGAGCAUCUAUCGAACUAUGAACUGCGGGAAAUCUCAAUUUUGGAGCAGGAGAGACAGAAUACUAGUAACUCAAACCCCACUGAGGUAGAUUUAGAGGAUGAGCCUUGGUAUAAGUUCUUUGCUGAGCUGGAGUUUGGACGUCCGCCUCCUAAAAAACGUCUGGAUUAUAUAGUUGAGAGUUCACUCCAACAGGCCUCUGCAGACAGGAACACAGACAGGCCGUCAAGUGUCCACAGCUCAACCAGUGACUACAGGAAGAGGAGGAAGUCUGAGGUAGCAGCCCAGCAGCCCAGACCAGCCAGCACCCUGACCACAAGCCAGAGUACAUCCAGCAGCCUGUCAGGGCCCAAUAGCACCACCAGCCACAACCCAGGCUCCUGGCCUGUAAAAUCUCCCCGUAGCAGCAGUUACAGCAGCGGCCUCAACUCCUCAGGACGGCCCUCUGAACCCCCACGUAGCAGCAGUUACAGCAGCGGCCUACGCAAGCCUGUGGCAAGCUCCUCCCCUGCCUCCCCCUCCAGAGCCAAAGGUGGGGAUAUUAGCAACACAUACUCAGCCCAUUUCAGUUGUCCAGGUACCUCUCCAGGUCCCAACCACAAUACCUCACAUGACUCAGUGUUUCCUUGUCUUAAUGAUGAGGCUGUUGACUGUGUUGAGCCUCCUGAGGGCUCUGAUGAGAGCCCUGAUGUGUGUCUGAAGAACGGCUGGCAGGCUCAUGUCCAGAGCCAGAAUGCCGAGGCCUGGAGCUCUGUCGAGGAAAAGCCAGCCUCUCCCAAACUCAAGUCCUGGAGCUGUGACGACCUCCUGGCAGAAGAUAGAGGAUGUCCGGGAGGUUCUGUAGGUUCACAGGUUCGCUCCGAGAGUGUAGACUUCCUGUCACGUGAGCAGCAGGGCAAAGAUCACAGUGUCUGUGACAGCCCCCGGAGAGAGCGGACCCAGCACCACUCGGCCCACGAUGCACCAGGCUUCCUCAAGCUGUACAAGAAGAUGCACCAUAUCAACAGGCAGGAUCUGAUAGGCUCCCAAAGCUCCCAGGUCAUCUGCUCUGUGAAAGCCCGGAUCCUGGAGUACGAGAGCGAGCUGCACAAGGACCGGCUGGCCGGCUGGAGGGGCUACAGCGAAGAGGUGCCCCAGGACAUGGUGCACAACAGGAUCUCUGAGUUCGAGAGCCUCAUCCAGAAGUCUAAGUCCAUGCCCAACCUAGGUGAGGGUGAGGCUACCCCGGGGGGCCCGUCCGGGAGGGGCAGCAGCCCCCAGCGAUGCUUCUCCAUCGAGUCCCUGCUAGACGAGGACCCCCCUGCCAGGAACCCCCCUGAGGGCCAGCCUCACUACCCCAGGAUCAACGCCCCCACUACCAACAACUGUGUGCCCAUCCACAUCCAGAUCACUGGAGACCACCACCACGUCUACCCCCAGAGACCAGCAUCCCAGCAGGAAGUCUACUCAGACAGUGAUCACGACGCCAUCAGGUCCAACCUUAGUGACUUCAUCCAGAUAGAGGGAUCUUCCUUCUGUAGUGAGAGUGACUACGACCGCUGCUCUCGGACGUCGUCUGAGAGCCCCUACGGCUCAGGCCAGUAUCACCACCACCACCGUCAUCAUAACCUUAACCAGCAGAAGCACCUGGUCAGCAACUGUAAGAGCCGAUGCCCUGCCUCUUACACACGCUUCAGCACCAUGCUCAAACACGAGAGGGCCAAGCAGCUGACAGCCGAGGACCCAGAGUCAGCCCAGUCCAAGCUGGCCUUCCUUGUGAGUCCGGUACCGUUCAGGAGGAAGAGGGGCUCCRCUCCCCACAGCCACAGACAGGCCGUCUCCACUCGCAGAAGGUCCCCUCCCCGCUAUAAGAGCUCCAUGUAUGAGGCUCUGGACGAAGCCCUGAGGGACAUCUAUGAACACAUCCGGGCCGAGAGGAGGAGGGGCAGCCUGCCCGACAACAGAAUCCUCCACAGGCUCCUAGACGAGCUGCUGCCAGACAUCCCAGAGAGGAGCUCCUCCCUCAGGGCACUGUGCAGACGCAGCCCCAGCCCGGGACCCAGCCCCGUCCCUGGGCCCCAGAGCCUGGAGCAGGAGCAGCCAUACCCCUCUCAGCCUGACGGCAUGCCCAGCCCAACCUGCUACCAGCCUGAGUACAGCCGCCCUUCACACAGUGCCUCCUAUCACCUCACAGACCCCAACAACAACAGCCAUGUCUGUGAAGACGACUACUACCAAGACCAGGAACCCGCCAGYGGCCACUCUUACGCUGAUGGGGGCCGCCACACCCCCCAGAUCAGGAUGCCAACCCCUGAAGUCAGAGAGCCAGCCAGAGCUGUAUAUGACUUCAAGGCACAGACAGUGAAGGAGCUGACAUUCAGGAAGGGGGAGACGGUGUACAUCAUCAGGCAGAUUGACAACAACUGGUAUGAAGGAGAGCACCGUGGACUGCUGGGGAUCUUCCCCAUCUCCUAUGUGGAGAAAAUCCCUGUCUCUAAGAGGCAGCAGCCAGCCAGACCUCCCCCGCCAGCCCAGGUCAGAGAGAUUGGUGAAGCAGUGGCUCGCUACAACUUUAAUGCUGACACCAACGUGGAGCUCUCACUGAGAAAGGGUGAGAGGGUGAUUCUGCUGAGCCAGGUGGACCAGAACUGGUAUGAAGGGAAGAUCCCAGGGAGCAACAAGCAGGGCAUCUUCCCUGUGUCCUACGUAGAUGUAGUGGUCAAGAAGUCCCCCACUGCCAAGAACCCCGCCCACCACUACCUAGAACCCUCUUCUUUACCCCAGAGCCUAUCCGCUGACAGGAUUCACCCUGUGGGUUCGGCCAAGCCCCAACGGCCAUUGUUUACCCAAGAUGCCCUGAAUUGUGGUGGAGAGGCGUUCCAGGUCCUGUAUAACUAUGCUCCACGUAAUGAGGAUGAGUUGGAGCUCAAGGAAGGAGACGUUGUUGAUGUGAUGGAGAGGUGUGACGACGGCUGGUUUGUAGGCACAUCCAGAAGAAGCACGUUUUUUGGAACCUUUCCUGGAAACUACGUGAAGCGGCUAUAACCUUUUCAUACAGAAUUCUCAUGAUGUCCAGCAAAACCGCAGUGGUUGUAUAACUCAGUGGGUGAAUAACCAAUAUAUUCAGACMGCACAAAAACGUUACAUUCAUCUAUGACUAGUUAUUUUCAUUWAAAAAAAAACUUUUCCAGGAGUGACAAUGCAUUUACUAAUUUGAUGAAUGGGAGAAGAUAUGAACCCAGUGGCCUUGAAGGAAUAUAUUUCAUGUUUGAUUUAAGGGUAUUCUACUCUACUAACUGUGAUGAUGUCUCAGUUAUACAAUGGAUGCAACAAAUAAGGUUGAAAGCAGAUUUGGUCAUAAACAAAUGUUAGUUAUUCGUGCGUAAUGAGAGUUAUUUACAGUGAAGGGAUGCCUUAUAGACUAAUGGGUUUCACAAUAAUGAAGUAACCAAGUGCCCUAUUUACCACGUAUUUAUUUAUACAUAAAUAUAUAUUUUUCUUGUUCUGGAAGUACUCUAUAAUUGAUUAUGCUAAUUUACAUUAGGAGAGUGUAUUAUUAACKUUUUUGGAGAGGGGUUGUCCUCUUGCUUCAUACACUUAAAGUGCACAGGACCUGAGCUUGGAUCUGCACAGGCAGGCAAAAAGAGAUGACAGUGUUGUUGUGUUAGUUUUAUACAGGCAAUUAGGGUUCCUCCUAAAUGCAUCCGUUAGCACAUGGCUUUGGACAGACACAUAGUUAAUGUAUUCAGGCAGUUACCUCUGACUGGAGCUAAUGUCUGUUGACUUGUCCGGUUUUGUUUUUCUCUCCUGACAUUCCUAUAAGUAUUAAUAAAAGGAAAGAGAAGACUUUUAUGUAAUUGGACAAUAUAUAUUUUUUAAAAGCAAUGUCUUCUUUUUACAACUAGGGUAGAGUGAUCUGUUAUUUAAGAUUGUUCUUUAAUAUAUGAUCAUUUUACAAUAUUCUUUUUAUUGUGAACUGUCAAAUUAUUUGAAAUUAUUUAAAUAUCUUAGGGACAACUCACCUGCCACAUCCUGUAUAAAAGUGUUAAACAUAUUUGAUGUAAUUUAAUUUACUAUCUGGAUGCAUUCAACUGACUCCAAAUCAGCUUUUGAUUUAUGCAAUAACCAUUCUCCCAAAUACCUGCCUUUCUGUUCUAGAACACAGGGCAACAACAUGACAGAAGGAUUGGAAGUGAUGAUGUUGUUGAUGAUGACAUGUAAUAAAGUCACCAUGUAAAUUUGUGUUCACCACUGCCUAAACACUCCAUACCGUAUAGUCUGUCCUGUACAGUGUAUGUCCCUGUGAUUAAAAACCAUCCACUGCCUCGAUCAGUCAUCAGCAUGUAUUUCCAUUUCUUGCAUUAUUUCAGCAAUAGCAGGUAUGCCGGAGAGGGGCAUAACUUUGCAAACUAGCAUUUGGUCAACAUGUGAAGUCAUUGUCUAAGGAAAAACACUAGCAAUAUCAGCAAAAAUGAGAGAAAUAUGAAAUGUAAUUGUAUAUAAUCAGUACAUCAGAAAGUCUGUAGGAAGUAUGUACUGUAAGUAUACACAAACACAGUGAACUAUUGAUAUGGUGAUCAAGGAUCUACAUCAAGGAGGUGUGAGGAAUAUGGACAUGGCGUCAACUAUCUCUGGUCCAGAGCGUUAGUGCGACUUGCUAACACUGGGCCUUGAAUGCUCAGCGUUAGCAAACCACUCAACACCAUGUCUGCAAUACACAGUCACCACCCUUCCAAUACCUGGAGACCACCUUCUCCCCACGGGACACAGGAUGAGGUGUGGAGGCACAUUCACCCUCAAUGACAAUAUGUCUGUUUUUUCUUUCUGUAAUAUUGAUUAUCCAAUAAAUUCUGCCUGAAUGUU